AUGUGGCAAGCCGUGGAUUCGGGCUUCGGGGACGACGUCGUCCUGCUCCGCAACGUCGGCGGCCGCUACCUCCGCGCCAACGGCAGGUUCCUCCGCUGGAACGCCGGCGUCAGCGUCGACAACAGCGUCAGCUCCAUGAUGUACUGGGUCGUCGAGCCCAUCCCCGCCAGAGAGGACAUGCCUGCCCUUCCUGCCCCGCCUCCGAAUCCCCCAUACGGAUACCUCCUCGGGGUCAUCCACCUGGAGCCGGCACGGCUGAUCCGGUUCGUGCGAGCGCUCGACAACGGGCACUUCCCCGACGACCCCGAGCACGAAGCCUGGCGCCAGUUCUGGUUCCGGGGGAGGUCCGCGUUUCGCCUGAGGAACGACCUGCGGUUCCUCGUCGGCGCCGGCGUGUACUACCGGAACAUCGCCAUGUGCGUCCGAGCGGGUCGCUACGGGAGGCUGACCCCGCUCGUCGUCGACCUGCCCGACGGCGGCUAUGGCGAGACCCUCGAGAUUGUCCUCAUCCGGGCCGAGACCCCUGCCUACAAUGGGCUGCGACACCCAGAUGUCAACGCGGAGUAG
This is a messenger RNA of Triticum turgidum subsp. durum (durum wheat), 567 nucleotides long. The record is from the annotation of a GenBank genome assembly. NCBI's taxonomy places the organism in Eukaryota, Viridiplantae, Streptophyta, Magnoliopsida, Poales, Poaceae.